AUGGAGCAAAGAUCUUUUCAAGACGACCAGAAAGAGGUCGCAGAACCUGUACUAGGUGCUGGUGCUAAAAGGAGUGAUGACCCUCAGGAGAGAAAGGAAGAUGAGCGUCACUCUAUCAAUCUUCAAGAUCAUAGAGAAAAUUCUGAGAGACCAUUAACUUCUAAGAAACAUGAAGGUGGAUUUAAUCCUGUAAGACAAGAUUCUCAAAGGAUUAGUGAUAUCAAGUAUUCUGAAGAGAAAGAAAUUCAGAACCAAAUCAUCUCCCUGAAAUCAAGAUUUGUCCGAUAUGUUUAUUUGAUAGUUUUGUUCCAGGUUUCUGUGACAUUCUUCCUCAGCUACAUCUGUAGUGACAAUUACGACCUUUAUAAAGUGGUCAACAAUAUCUUAGUGAUAAUUCUCAGCUAUGUUGCUCUCCUUGCCUGCUUGCUAGUGUUCUUCAUGACAAAUAUAUCUCAAGUGUUUCCCUAUAAUUACAUUCUACUCCUAUUAUUCACUCUAUGUGAGUCAUUUGUGAUAGCUGGGUGGACUUCAGACAUGAAGACUGAUACAGUGAUCUUGUGCUGAGGAAUGUGCUUCUCUACAACGCUAAUCCUGACCUUCCAGAUUUUCACUAUGAAAGAGACCAGCAAGAGCAAAGGGCUCUUCCUAACUCUUGUCAUAGGAAUAGUAGUGCAGAUCAUAAUUGCGUUCUUUUUGAUCUCAAACACAUUCCUGAAGUUGCUCACCGUAGGACUGGGUGUCCUAGGGUACGGCUGCUUCUUGAUCUUGAACACUAACAAGAUCAGCAAUGAGCUGCCCUUGGAUGAGUACAUCCUUGGCAGCCUUCUGCUGUACAUUGAUAUCUUGACCUUGUUCGUGUACCUACUUAAGCAAUUUGGCAAAAAGAAGAGAUAAUUAUUUCAAAAUUCUACAUUGCUAAA
Moneuplotes crassus is the source of this 920-nucleotide messenger RNA. The record is from the annotation of a GenBank genome assembly. Lineage: Eukaryota; Ciliophora; Spirotrichea; Euplotida; Euplotidae.